UGAUCACAGGCCGUGUUUGAUAACAUUGAGAAUCCAAAACACUGAGACGGGUUGAGGACGUCGGUUUUUAAUUCAGUUUAUUAGUGAGUUAUUCUCAAGAAAUCAGCGGACUGAAGCGGUUUAACUAAUCUUAAACAUCUAAGAAGAUACAUCUACCUCUGCAUCCAGUGCUUCUCCGGUGUUUGUGCUGUCAGGGUGAUGUCAGCAACCUGUCUCGCGCGCCUAGCAAGGUGCAGUGGUCCUCAAGUGGGACGUAAUAGUCUUUUACAGAUGGUCCCACUCCCGUUCCUGCAGUACAGCCACCUCCAGUUAACACUCUUCAAGAGACAAAUUUACAGCCCUUCAGGAAGUCGGCCCAGCAACACGCGCUUUGAUCCGGACAGCAGUGGCCGCCCCACUACCUGGGAUUCAUUUGGCAUCUGGGACAAUCGUAUAGAUGAGCCUAUCCUGCUGCCUCCCAGCAUUCGCUACGGCAAGCCCAUUCCCAAAGUCAGCUUAUCAAAGGUAGGCUGUGCCUCGCUCAUCGGCCAGCGCAAGGAGAAUGAAGACCGUUACAAGGUUUCCCAGUUGACUGACAACAUCCUUUACUUUGCUGUGUUUGAUGGGCAUGGCGGACCAGAGGCAGCUGACUUUUGUGAAAAAUACAUGGAAAAAUUCAUCAAGGACCUUGUGGCAGACGUGCCUGAUCUGGAAGUAGUUUUAACGAAGGCCUUCCUUGAAAUAGACAAAGCUCUUGCAAGGCACUUACACUUCUCUCCAAGUGUACCCGGGGUGAACGCAGGAACCACCUCCACCGUGGCCCUGCUGAGGGACGGCAUUGAGCUGGUGGUGGGCAGUGUGGGUGACAGCCGGGCCAUGCUUUGCCGCAAGGGCAAGGCGCUUAAACUGACUGACGACCACACUCCUGAGAGGAAGGACGAGAAAGAGAGGAUAAAGAGAAGUGGGGGCUUCAUCACGUGGAAUAGUUUGGGACAGUCGAACGUCAACGGCAGAUUGGCUAUGACACGCAGUAUCGGAGACUUUGACCUGAAGAAAACUGGGGUCAUUGCUGAGCCUGAAACCAGGAGAGUAACGUUACACCAUGUCCACGACGCUUUCCUGGCACUAACCACAGACGGCGUUAACUUCAUUAUGAACAGCCAGGAGAUCUGCAAUGUCAUCAACCAGUGCCACGACCCCAAGGAGGCAGCUCAGAGAAUAUCUGACCAGGCUCUUCAAUACGGCUCGGAGGACAACAGCACAAUUAUCGUGGUGCCCUUUGGUGCUUGGGGAAAGCACAAGAGUUCGGACACAAGUUUCUCCUUCAGCAGAAGUGUUGUGUCCAGCGGCCGCUGGGCGUAGUCAGCAGGAUGUUGGGUGAAAAGAUUGCGGUCUGUGGACCUAAUUAAUGUGUGCAAUACAAUCAAACAGUGCCCUUGUGAAAACAUUAUAAAGAGUACGUUUUACCCAAAUAAUAAUGAUUAUACUAAUACCUAAGGGUUACAACGUGUUAAUUAGAGUAGCAUGAUAUUUAUCAGCCUCUGUGACAUAAGAGGCAGUGAAUUCAUGAUGUGCACUAAAUGAAAAACAUCCUCUUUAUAACACGUUUUACUCUACUGGCGAGCCAAUGAACAUAAAGGUGCUUAAAGCGGAGAAGUGUUUGAGUGGUAGACAGGAAUUCAUGAUUAUAUGAAAGCAGUCACUUGUUCAAAUGUAGCCUGUUCUACAUUAGAGAAGAUUUUAAGACCAUCUGCCAUUCAGAUAAUUUUUUAUGUGUUUAUCCCAAAUUUGUAUUUUUUUAUUUUCAUGGCAACUCGGAAAGUUGCCAUUUUAAAGAAAUUAUACAUCUGGAUUUUACCAGUUGUUUGAAGCCUGCAGUCUUACCAUUUCUCAGUGUUAAGGUUAUGACCACAUUGAUGGAUGAGAAUGGGAAAACACAAUAAUUAAACUGCACUCAUUUGUCAGAUGAUUGAAGUUAAUUGAACCCUUGUAUAAGAAUGUCCCGACUUCUGAAGCACCGUGACCUGCGUGAGGAGGUCUUGAUGACUGAAUGUCACUUCUGGAGUCUCCUCUUUGUCGUUUGGGUCAAGAGCCAAGUAUUGCUCUUCUAAACUCGUCCCAAUUUUGAGCCCAAUUGUGGCGGUUUGCGAGAAAUGAACCCUGAAUAUCCUGUGAUCUAGUGAACGUGUGUGAAUGGACUUGCUUGAUGCUAUUUAUAUAAAGAGCAUUUCACUGGCUGAAUUAAAAUAUUCACGUUUCAUGCAAUUUAAACUUUGCUCAAGCUUGUGUAUGUGUUCAUAUCUGUACUGAUUUGAAACAGGUUGUGUAAGGGCACUAAAUAGGUGUUCAGGGUACAGAAGUGUACAGUGUAUGUUUUGUAAAUAAUUAUAUUUAUGUACAUCUGGAACACUGAUAGUUCUCAUUUAUUUAAUAACACGUCUAAAGACAGUCUCAUAUCAGAAUAUGUCACACGUGCAGGACCUUUGCUUGGGUGCUUGUAUCGUGUAAAGCUACAUCAUUUUGAUUGUAAUUCCUCAUUUACAGCAUUUACGUGUCACUCUGAGAGAUGGAAGCACAUUUAAUGCAACACUAAAGAAAUGUUCAGCUAAGAGCCAUGUUUGACAAUGUGAAUGUUUGCUUAAAUGCCCUCCAUGACUAAAAGAUACAAUCAAACCCUGCAGGGUAUCGGAGUAAUCAAGCUGUGUGAGUUGUCUUGGCUGACCUCAUGUGAGUGGACACAUUACCAGUGUAAGGCAGACCAUUAGAUUGACCGUACUGUUUUUGUUCACCGUUGAUCUUUUGUUUUGUGGUUGUUAAAGCUAGACAAAUGCACCACUUCAUAUUUAUCAUUGUUCUAUCUGUGAGAUUUGCAAAUGUCAUGUAGCCAUGAUUGUUUUCCUCAAACACCACGUGUAGAUUUUGUUGUACAUAGUUUUCCCUGCUCAUUCACAUACUGAAUGAAACCAUAACUUAUUAUAAGGACUUUGUCUUUAUAAUUAUAACGUCCUCUUUACAAACUUCCUCAUCUGUUAAAGUUAUCUAUCAGUGUGUUGAGUGUUUAUUUACUGUAUAUUUGUUUCACUGCCUUUGAAAUACAGUCAUUGUAGCUGUGGACCUGUACCUGACUGGGACCUUAAUGUGACUGUUUCCACAACACUCUGUUAGUACUGUAUUUCUGGUCUUAAUGGCUUGUGACACUUCAAUUAAAAACUGUACAUCCAAAA
Molecule: messenger RNA, 3203 nt
Organism: Epinephelus lanceolatus (giant grouper)
Lineage: Eukaryota; Metazoa; Chordata; Actinopteri; Perciformes; Serranidae
Gene: ppm1kb
Product: protein phosphatase, Mg2+/Mn2+ dependent 1Kb
Biological process (GO): protein dephosphorylation
Molecular function (GO): protein serine/threonine phosphatase activity; cation binding
Source: RefSeq, a predicted model, not a curated record